AUGGCGAUGAAGGAGCUGAAGAAAUCUUCUGUAAUUCGCCUCAAUGUGGGAGGAAACAAAUUUUGCACAAGUGUUGAUACUCUAACUCAGCGUGAGCCUAACUCAAUGCUUGCUGCAAUGUUUAGUGGACGCCAUAAUAUUGCGUGUGAAGAAGACUGUGAAAAGGGGUGUGUUUUUAUUGACAGGGAUGGCACACAUUUUCGGCACAUCCUUAAUUGGUUAAGGGAUGCUACUGUUCCUUUGUUAGAAGAGCGUUGUAAAUAUUCAGAGCUUUUGAGAGAGGCAGAAUAUUUUCAACUAGUUGGUCUAACAGAGGAAAUACAUGCUUUUCUAAACAAGGAGGACGACGAUCAAAUUGCAAAGUUGGAUGCAGAUUUUACGCGCAGGGAUAUCAUCAACUUUAUACUAUCUAAUGCUACAAUGAAGUUUAGAGGUUUCAAUCUCUCUGGCCUUGAUCUUUCGAAACUAGACUUGACGAAGAUAGAUUUCAGUUAUGCAUGCCUGAGAAAUGUUUGUUUCUCAGGUUGUGAUCUUACACGCGUAAAAUUUAAUUAUGUGGAUGCCGAGGGUGCCAUCUUUAACAAUGCUAGUUUGACAAGUACUGAAUUUGUAGGAGCAAAUCUCCGUGACGCUUCGUUUGUUGAUGCCAAGCUUCGCUUUGCAAAGAUAAAAAGUGCAUGCUUGGUAAAUUGUAGCUUUUUGAGAGCAAUCUUGUAUAAUGCACACCUUUAUGACGCUGAUCUUACAAAUGCAAAUUUUGAAGCGGCUAGUCUGGAAUGUGCAGCCUUGAAAAAUCUCAAGGCCACGAAUACUGCAAAUUUUAGGGAUGCAUAUCUUAUAAGUUCUGGCGUAGAAGAUGUGAAUUUGCAACAUUUGGUGGGUGCAAAGCUUGGCGUUGUUACAGCCUGCGGUAAUGGGUUUAUAUGUAAGAAACCAGACGAAAUUCGUUGA
Prunus persica (peach) is the source of this 951-nucleotide messenger RNA. Its product is annotated as FH protein interacting protein FIP2. The coding region runs from base 1 to 951 and encodes 316 amino acids. Gene Ontology annotation, biological process: protein homooligomerization. Gene Ontology annotation, molecular function: protein binding. NCBI's taxonomy places the organism in Eukaryota, Viridiplantae, Streptophyta, Magnoliopsida, Rosales, Rosaceae. The transcript has a single exon. The record is from RefSeq and is a predicted model, not a curated record.